This is a messenger RNA of Anopheles gambiae (African malaria mosquito), 570 nucleotides long. RefSeq lists its product as uncharacterized. Bases 1 to 570 code for a protein of 189 amino acids. The transcript has 2 exons. Lineage: Eukaryota; Metazoa; Arthropoda; Insecta; Diptera; Culicidae. The record is from RefSeq and is a predicted model, not a curated record.
AUGGCGACUGAAUGGAAAACGCCACACCCCAACCCGGAAACGUUGCGAGCGGCGUUGAUAGAGAUAGAGGCUAUGAUCAAUUCCCGACCACUGACGCACAUACCGUUGUCCAACGAGGAAGACGAGAUUCUGACGCCGUUCCACUUCCUUAUUGGACGAGGCGUUGAUAACCUAACGCCGGAUAGCCUGGACACAUCCUACGUAUCCAGGCAGCAGUUCAAAGUGGCCCAGCAUAACGCGAAGGUUUUCUGGGAUCGCUGGAAGAAGGAGUAUCUGCCAACACUCAUCAAACGGAACAAGUGGACCAACAAGGUGGAACCAGUGAAGGUGGGCGAUGUGGUGAUGCUCACAAACGACAACGCACCCGCGGGACAAUGGCUGAAGGGCAAGGUGCUGGAAGUGCACCCGGCUGCGGAUGGGCAAGUUCGCGUCGUGUCCGUGAAGACGGAUACCGGAAUCCUAAAGCGACCGGCCGUCAAGGUAGCAGUAGUGGACGUGAAGCCCAAGGAGCAUCUACUCGUCGUGAAGCAACCGCCAUCCAAGACGACCAAGAGAGUGCUGAUAUGCUAA